AUGAAGAAGGGCAGUAAAAAAAGCCUGACACGAAGCUUGAAAAUAAAAGACGACGGAGAGCUGGUAGAAGUUGAGAAAAAUGAAGAAGACGUCGAGUUGAACUCGGAAUACCACCGAGAGGACGAAACAGCAGGAAAGUCUCAUAACUUGACGGAAAAGAAGAAGGAGCAAGAAUCGGAUCAAUUGACAGAAGCCACUCGAAAUGCUAAAUUCUUGAAACGACAAAAAACAGGAGAGGACGCGGAGAAAUCAUUGAGAGAAGAGCCGAAAUUGACAGAAAAUUACUCCUAUGAAGAAAGACGUCGACGCGUGCGAUUUGAGCAUCCUGCUGAAGAGGGCGCGGCUUCUGCACUGUCCAAGGACGCAGGAAAAGCGGAAACUUCUUUGUCACUAACACAGGCUCCUCAGAAACUGAAAAAGACUGAAGAGACGAAAGAUGCUUUUUCGACAAUCAAAUCGAAGGAUGAUCUGCAAAAAGAACAAACUUCUUUUGAAGAAAAGUCGAUGAACUCUAGCAGAAAAGCUCCAAUUGACGAUUCGGAAACAAAGUUCACAUAUCCUUCGAAAGAACACGAGGCAAACUCACUAUCUGCGGUUAAGUCGAAACAUGCAUUUUCGCACAAAGAAGAUGAAGGUAGAACAGAAAAAAAUCUUGGAGAAAAUACGGAGAGAUCAUCAUUUGAAGAGAGAAAAAAAACUGCCAAAAAGAAAAAAGAAGAGGAUAACGCUGAAACUUCCCAUCAAGCCACUAUUGGCAAUGAUGAUCGGAACUCUUUGAGUAUCUCGAGCAAAAACAUAAGAAUGCGAAAAAAACAGCCAUCUGAAAGCACUGAAGCCAUCGGAAAUGAUAAGCAAAAAACGGAAACGUCAUAUGCAGAGGUCCAUAAAUCAAAAGCUCCAAAGAGAGAAGAAACUUCUGAGAAAACAGAUGCAAUGAUCGAUUUGAAACAGAAAGAUGAUGCGAGUCUGGCUUUGAACAACAAAAACGUGAAACUGCAGAAGCCGGAAGAAGAGGAUAAAACUACGGAAAAAAUCUCCACCAAGCCUUCGCUCAGAGAGGAAAGUAAGCUAGAAGAUAAAUCUGCCGCAUGGAAAAUGGAAAAAGACAGUCAAAAGAAAACAGCAGAAAAAUCGGUUUCUGAGUUACAAAAAGUAAAAGACGCUCUAGCGACGAUCUGUGUCUCACAAUCUUUGCAACCUGAACAUACAGCUCAAUCAGAAGAAUCUACCGAAAAAACUAUCGCUGAGCCUAAUAAUGAUAAAGAUGCCCUAGCUAUGACUGGUCUGAGAAAGCAGUUGAAAACGGUAGUCAAAUCAGAAAAUUCUACAGAAAAGUUCUUGACUCAGCCACGAAACGUGAAAGACGCUCUCGCGACUACCAACCUGACGAAGUCAAUAGAAGCAGAAAAUCCGGUUGGAACGAAAGGCUUCCUUGAAAAAACUAUAGCUGAUCUGAGUAAGGAGAAAGACGCCUUGGCUACGACCGCUCUCCAUCCCUCUUUAAAAUCUAAAAAGCCUACUGAAGUCUCAACUGAAGCAAGCCGCAACAAAAACGAGCCCGUUGAAAGAAAUUCUCUAAGUUUGACUACGGUUAAUUCGCAGAAAAGUAAACCUUCGAGCGACGGAAGUGCGAGCUAUGAUAUCAAACCCGUCACUCCAAAAGCUACGGACCAAAUAUCUCUUGUCGAUUUCGAACAUUCAAUCACGCUUGAACCUGCCGCCGACUCGAACAAGCAGAGAGAAGAGCGCGUAAAUGCGACUACUGAAAAAUCUCUAGCUGAGCCACAUAGUGGAAAAGACUUUCUAGCCGCUAUCGGUCUGAACAAAUCAUUGAAAUCGGAUAAUUUGAACAACAUGGAAGGUUCCAUUCAAAAAUCUUUCGCUGAGCCGCAGAAUGAAAAUGAUUCUUUGGCUAUGACCUCUCUUCAUACUUCUUUGUCACCUCCAGAAGUCGCAAAAGCCGAUGUUGAUGUGAAUCAAAAAGAGAAAAAAACGACCGAAGAAACUUCCUUGAAUCUGACGUCGAUUAAUUCGAAGAAAACUAAACCGACUACUGAAGUAAAUGCUAGCCGUGAUGUCAAACCCGCAAAAUCGAAAGAAGGAGAAAAAGAAGAACUAUCUAUCACCGCUACUGCGCCGUCUCUUAUUGCUGAACCUAGUGACCAAUCAUCUGAAUCGUCUCUUCCUAUUAGAAGAACCCAAGAGGAAACAAAGUUCACUGAGAAAAACAGUGUUUUUGAAAAAGAAAGACCUGCACAAACUGACGGCGCCUACAAUUUGCUUCCAGUUCAAAAUAAAGAACGAGAAUCAAUAAGCUUAAUGGGAGUAGAACAAGUUCUAAGCAAGCAUCCUGUCGAUUCCAGAGUAGAAGACGUCAGGAAAGCAGAAGUUGGCGGUGCUACCUCUUACGUCGAAACUCACAAAGCAGAUUCAUUGAGCUCUGAAGAAAAUUCAGCAGCUGCUGAUGCAAAAAUACCAACAUCAAGAAAAGAUGCGGAUGGAUUGGCAAUUGUUGCUGAAAAUAAACAAUACGAAAAGUCGGAUACAGCUGAAAGAGCAUCAACGACCGUUAAAGAAAAAAGACUGAAGAAGGCUAAAUCAAAACUGGAAGAGAAAUCAAUAAGGUCAAUCCAAAAGCGCGAUCAAGUUGCUGAUCAAACAGAAAACACGCUUCCUGAACAAUCUGGUGCCAAGGAUUCUUUGUCUUUGAUAAGCGUAGAUCCCAUCUUGCUUCCAGAAAAAGCAUACGAGGAAGUGCAUCAAAGUUCAGCACAAGAAACGGACAAGACCAAGUACAGUGAGAAAAAUGUACAAAAUGAACUGAACAAAAAGGUCGAAAAUGACGCUGCCGACUUCGAAAAACUUUUGAAAUCAAAUGAUAAAAAUAUUUUCGCGGAGACCAAUAAUAAGGGAGAUUUGAAAAAGAAAAGCCCCCGCGCCCAAGCUACCACGACGCAAAAAGAGAAGAUUGCAAAAGAGAAUAGUUCAUUGGUAUCAAAGGAAAAAUUAGUUGAACUUUCACGCGACGAAGAGAUGGCUGGAGCAGAGGGAAAACUCGUGGAUCAAGACGUUACUGCAGAAACAUUGUCAACUACAAAUGCUGAGAACGACUUCAAAAAAGCUGGCCUCGUUGAUGAGACUGCUGGUUUAGUAGUCGAAAAGGGUGCUGAAAGAGAAGCAUCAAGUCUAGCACAAACGUCCAAAACUGCUAAACAUCGCAGAAGAAGUUCUAAAGCAGAGGCCAAUAAAACCAUUGCUGUUACUCCAAAAGAUGUCGAUCGUCUUGAAGCUUUGCAAAAAGACGCUCAAUUCAAAAAAGAUAAUGAAACUAGGAACUCAGAAGGCGAUGUAAUUCCGACGCAAAAAGAAGACACGGCUUUAUCAGUAUGCGACCAGGACAAUGAGUUAAAUAAAGAGACGACACAACUUCAAGCUGAAAAGAUUUUGAAAGUUAAGAAAAUAGAACUUGACUCUUUGGCCGAACUUAACGCGAAAAGUCAGCUGAGCAAAAAACCAUCCGUCGCUGAAACAGUAGGACCAGUUCCGUCAGAAAGGGAAGUCACUUCAACUUCUUUAGAAGAUAAAUUAGUUGAUGUUGAAAAGAAUGCCGCAGAUGUUGACGAGGAAACUUCAAAAACGUUACUUGAAAAAGAUAAACAACAAAAAACCUUGUCAGUCAAAAAUGAAGCAAAAAAAGAAGCAACCGCCGACACAACUCUUGAAAUUAAUCGCGAGAAAAAACCACCAAAAAAAGAACAUGCAAAAACAAAACUUUCUACUGACGACAAAAGCGCCGACAGCCUUACAGUCCGUGUUAAAGAUCUGAAACUCCAAAACGAGGAGCCAUCUCAAGAAGAAGCUGAAACAUUGCGAAAAGCAAGUAAACAGAAAGCUUUUUCAGAAGAAAAAGCACCUUUGAGCGACACGCACAAAGAUCUUCACGCUAUCAACAAAACACAAGAAGACACAGCUGAGAAGGUCGCACCUGAAAAAUCGCAAGAGAAGGCUGCCGUGGCUAUAGCCGACUCCGACCCAACAUUGAGCCGGGGAGAACAAUCUAGCAGAACGUCGAUGACCAGUCCUGCUGUUUUCGUCGAAAUAACUGCUUACGGAGUAAUAGACACGAAUGCUGUUGCAAAAGCCAAAGAAGCCACCGGUUUUGCUGAAUUUGAUCUGUCGCCUGCAUCUUAUAACCAGGAGGAACUGUCUGUUAUGGAUGCUGACCACAGCCUUACUGAUGAAACCAAGAAAAAAGCUGAGGCUGCUGAAAUUCCAACUUUAAGUGCUGAUAAAAUGACGUUUUCUGUCGGUCACGCAAACUUGAAUUUAAAAAAAGAAGAUGAAAAAGGCCAAAAGACCGCAUCAAAAGAUCAUCCAGAGAAAAGCCGUGUUGAUUAUUCAGAAUCUCAGAACGAUUUCGAAAUUGGAAAAGAAUCGAAGCAAAACGACGCGGUGGAAACAUCUGACCAGAAGGCGAAAGAGAAGCAAAGUUUAGCAGUUCAAGAAAUUGAUGCAAAUGUUGAGGCUGAUGGAAAAAAAGAAUCGGCGACUGCUGCACGCGAACAAAAAGUUCAAGACAGGUUGAAGGCCUCUGUACCGGAGACAAAACAAGAAAGAGACAAACUUGUGAAAGACUCUACUCAAGGAAAUUUGCAACAAGCUCGUUACCCCACAUUGCUCAUUCACGAAAACCUCGACAAAAAUGAAGAAACUGAUUUUGAAGACGAAGAAGAAGAAGAAGGAGAAGCCGAUGGGAUCCAGAAUGACAACGUGGAGAAUGGAGCUCAGAAAAAAGGAAAAAAGAAGUUCAUUAUCUCGGCAAUAUCAAUGGACGGCGAGUUCAGCGACGCGGAGAGCAUCGCCUUUGCCGAGGAUGGCGCGAGAGUCGAACGACGUCGCAAAAAGAAGUCAGUGCGGAUCGAUCCAGUGACUCAAGUUCAAAACGAGAAGAUGCCAACAUCAGAAAAAAGGCCAACAGAAAGUAAGCAAACUUUUCAGUUCCUUUUGAAAAUUAUAAAAUUCGAAAAUAGGAGAAAUAGGUAGGAGUCAAAAGAUAUCACUCAUAAAAUGUAUCGAUUGAGAAACUUGAUGAGUGAAAACGCUUGACUGUAUUCAGGCGAGUUCCAUUGUUGUAGUAUAAAAAUUAUAAUCUAAUAUAUCGAUGAACGUUCAACUUAAAGGUUUAAAAAAAUGUUCUUGACUUUAAAUUCUCUAAAAAAACUCGUUUGAAAGAUGAAUAUAAAACAAAUAAUUUCGCUAAAAUUGUGAUUGACAAGGUAUUCGAAAGUUGUCGAAACAAAUUGAGUUUCAGCCGUCGUAGAAGAAGGAGCUGCUCCAUCAUUCAAAAAGAAAAUGCAGUAUAUUGGUUGUAUUGAAGGAGACAACGUGAAAAUCGAGUUCAAAAUAAAUUCGAAUCCUUCGCCAAAGGUUGGGUUCACAAAUGGUUAUUGAAAUGUUAAAACUGAUUCUUAGAUUGGCGUGAGCCGCAACGACAAGGCAGUGAACGACAAGCACAAAAUGCACAUUGCGAGAAGAAGCGACGGAAACGUUCACACUUUCCAAGUGACUAUCGACGGCGUCGCUAAAACCGACGGAGGAAAACUUGUGUUCGAAGCGACCAACAAGUUCGGCAACGAUAAGUGCACCGUGCUUCUCGACGUCCGAGACGCAAGUUCCUUCGUCCAGGACCCAGCUGAAGAAUACCAGGCCGCGGGGCUCGUCGACACCGUUUCCGAUGUUUGCGUCAAAGAAGGAGACACAGCGAAGUCAGUUAUUCAAAAACAUUUUCGGUUCAAAUAAGCUUUCUAGGCUCACCGGGAAAGUUAGCGGAUUUCCACUGCCAGAACUGAUUUGGAUUAAAAACGGACGCGAGGUCGAUAUGAUGGCACCGUCAACCAAAUAUCACCUUGAAUACCACUCCGGUAGUCGCUCUAGCAAAGCAUGACCUUACUCUCUCUUUUAGAUGGAGAGUUCGAGGCUCGAAUCGCCAAUUGCGGCUUCGAAGACGAUGAUGACUACAGUUUGCUAGUGGAAAACCUGGCUGGCGUCGACAGCUGCAACUUCCAAGUCUAUGUUGAUUGCAAAGGUAAGGGGAAAUUUACUCUUUUUCAAAAGAAAUUUCGUUCAGAAUAUCCACAAGAUGAUCAUUUCAAUAGAAGGCGACGUCUCCAACGAGGAAAAGCAAUUGGAGAAGCCUCUUCGGAUAGUGAAAUUGAAGGCAAGAACAAAAAACGUAAGAGAAGAAUGAAAAAGGUCAGUUUCAAAAUUUUAUAUUUAUCAUAAUUUUUUUUUAGGUGUUUGAGCGUACAAAUCCAAAUGCGCCACGACUCACACAACUCAUACCGCCUCGUUUUGAUAAGAUUCUUUCGGACCAUGACGCCGUCGUCGGAGAAAACGUGGUGAUGAUGGUCGAGACUUUGGGUGAGCCCGAACCUCAGGUUUGGUUCUACCAAGACGGUAAACUCAUCGAUGAAACAAACGAAAAGGUAAGAAAAAAAUGUCUAAUAACCGUGAAGUUUUCUGUUUUAGGUGGAGAUCCGCCACGAGGAAGAAAAAAGAAAGCAUUGGCUAAUUCUGAAGGACAUUCGGAAAGACGAAGAGGCCGAGUACGCCUGCCAAGCGAUAAAUGUUGUUGGAGAAGCUUGGUGUUUCUCCGAUGUCUUUGUCCAUUCGUCCAUCCCAGGUCCCGUUUUCGUCCGUCAACCUAUCCGUGCCUACUUUUUGCUCUUAACAUUUAGAAAUUCGAAUACCAAAAACCAAAUAAUGGCACUGUUGUGUUCGUCUUCUGAAUGUUAAGAGUUAUUGUUUUUUUUUUUAGAAGCUACGAGGCUCAGACGAUUGCGCGAUGUAAAAAAAAACUCAUUUUUUUUUAUUUAGAAAUCCAAGAAAAGCCGAUUGACGAAGCAGAAGAAGACAAGAAGGAUAAUAAAGUUAAAAAGAAGAAGGCUAAAGAAGAAGCUGAAAAAGAGAUUGUCGUUCAACAGCAGGAAGAAGUAACUUUCGAGGAAGAGAAAAAGAAUGAGAAGGAUGAUAAAAUCAAGAAAACCAAGAAGAAACGAGAUGAAUCUGUCAAGCCUGAGAAGAAAGAAGGUGUACUUGAAAAGACUGCGCAGGAUACGGAAAUAGAGGAGCAGCAAGUACAAAAGAAAAAAGAAGAAGUAGAACAGGCGGCGCAAGAUGAGGAAAAGAAGGGAAAAACCGACUCGGAGGUUGCUGAACAAGAUGUGACUGCAAUAACUCAGCAAGAAGAGACCAAAAAGAGCCAGGAACUUGAGCAGGCUUCUCAGGAAAAGAAAAAGAAAGAACAAACCAAAAAGGACGUCGGAAAGAGAAAAGAUUCAAACGCUAAAGUAGUUGCUCAAGAAGAAGAGUCUAAGGAGACCAAGCUAUCUGCUGAAAGAACUGGGGAAGAAUUAAAGAAAAAAUCUGACAAAAAGGAAGAAACUGAAACAACAAUUGCAAAAAUUCAGGAUGCACAAAAAGCAGAAAAUGAUUCUGCCGAGGAGACCAAAAGGCAAGAUGAAAAAUUGAUGAAAGAUUCAGCAAAGCCUGUCGAAGACAAGAAGGCAGAAGAAAAGCAGCAAGCCGUCCCAAAGGUAGACAGCAAGGAGAAGAAAACUGCUGCCGAUAAGAAAACUGUGGUCGAAAUUGGCGAGGCUAAAAAAGAAGCUGAGGAAAAGGCUGAAAAAACCAAACCAACUUCAGAUGAGACAACGAAGGACAAGGAAAAAGUUGAAGAUGAGAAGAAAGAAUCUGUGGCGGCUAAGAAAAAAACUGCUGAAGUUGGAAAGGAAAAAACCCUCGACCAGAAGAAGAAAGAAGUGGAUGAUAAAAAAGGUAGAGAUGAAAAACCUAUUGAAGGAAAAGAAGAGAAAGCUAAGCCAAAAUCUAAGUUGGAAACCGUUCCUCAGCCCAAACUCGACACCAAGGACAAAAAGAAAGAAGAAAAAGCAAAAAGAAGUGAACCCAAAUCGAAACAAGAAAAGAAACCGGGAGAACAUGCCGAAGCAAGAAGACCAUCGAUCAAGGUCGAAGUUCAGCCUGAGGUUGGAAAAGAAGAGGAGAAGAAGAAAAAGAAUGUAAGUUUAUCUAAUUUGGAAACUAACUUGAAAAAUACUUUGAAGAUUCCGAAGCCUCUCUUCAUCCCAGACGAAAUCAGUUCGCGUUUCGGCGAUCCCAGCACUAUCCACUCGGAAACCAACAUCACCACUCAGAUCACGGCAAGGGAAGGCAGCGCCGAGAUCAUGUCGCCCUUGACACAGCCGCAGUCCGCCAGCGUCGUCAUGAAAGUAUUCCUAAAACUAUUCAUUAGAACAUUGAAUUCAACUUUUUCAGGUCGAAAGUGCCAACAAAACCAAGGACUCUGCGGAAUUCUCUUUCAAACGUCGGUCGGAGACUCCUGAAGGCAAAAACAAACGCAAAGAAGGACUUCCACCACGCGCCGAAGACAAAAAGACUGAAGUACGUUUCAUACUCUCACCACUUAACACAUUUUUGAAAAUUUUUGAAUCGAAAAUUGAAUUUUUAUACUUUUCGAAUCGGAAAAUAUUAUUUUAAUGCUCACUAGGGAACGUUUUUAUCCCCCGGUAGUACGUUUGAUCAAACUUUUCUGAAGUGUGUUUUAGGAUCUCCUGAUUGCGAAACAAGAAAAAAAAAUUCUCGCAAUAGAUCUGGUUUUCGAAGAAGGACGCUUCAAAAGCUUGAAAUAGCGCAUUUUUGGCCUAAUUCGCGUAUUUUGCGGACUUUGUAGGUUCAUAACUCGGAAACGAGAUCUAUUGUGAGAAAUUUUUUUUUUUCCUGUUAUGCAAUCAGGUCCAAAAAUACACUUCAGAAAAGUUGUUUCAUCAAAAGUUCAACCGGGGGGUAAAAAACGUUCCCUAGUUAGUGAAACGUAAUCUUUCCCUUUUUUCCAUUUGCAUUGAUAUGAAAGGCCUCAACCAUGUUCACCAAUAUCCCAAAAAAAACUAACAGUCCUCCUCAAUAUCGUCCGCAUGAUUUUAGGAAGGGGUUGGCGUCGAACCGAAGAAGAAAACGAGCAAAGCCGAGCCUGCCGGUCAACAUGAGAUAAAAAAAGAAGAAUCCACAGCGGAAGCUCAUAUCUCCCUUCUCACGGCUGCCAAAACAGAUUCUGCUGCAGUUGCGACCGAAAUAUCCACAACGGUUCAGCUACCGCAGUUGACAGAAAGCAAAGACUCAAAGAAAAUCGAGUUGGAAAAGCCUGAAAAGAAAGAAGAGGUAAAAGCAGAAGUGAAGCCGAAAAAGAAGGUUGCGAAACUUGAAACAAGCCAAGAAUCGGCUUCUAGAAAGACAAGCACAACAGAAGCGGAAAGCGUCAAAACCAACGAAGAAACUCUUCAGAAAGAAGAUAUUGAGAAGAAAACCACUACCAAACGUCGAUCCAGUAGUAGUAGUAAACAAGCCCUCGAGAAAAAACCAUCCGUUACAUCAAAGACAUCCGACCCUACAGAACCGAAGAAGCCUGGACAGGAGACGCCGAAAGCGAUCGAAAACAUUGCUGACUCGGCUUUGAAGGUCGAAGCUGAUCAAAAAGCAGCCGAGAAAAAUCUGCGCCAGACACAAGUAGACAAAAAAGACACCACUAAGAAACCAACUCAGGAGCAACACGACGAUAAGAAAAAAACAGUAAAGAAAGAUGAAGAGCCUAAGGAAAGAACCAAACUCACGAAAGAGAGGUCCGUCGAAGUUACGUCGGUUAGAGAAGAUGGCACUCCAAUCGAAACUGCCGUAGAUGGAAAGAAAGAAACAAUUACUACCGAAACCUCUUUGAAAGCGGAUUUCAGCACAGAAGUGACAGACGCAAAGAACGCAAAAGAAGGAAAAUCUGCCAAAGAUGAGACCACGCCAAUACUUCCAAGAGAGGAUACUGAAGCUGGAAGAGAUAUAAAGUUAUCUGAAACAAAAGAAAAAUCUGCAGAAAAGAUUGAAGUUGAACAAGACUAUAAGAAGGAAACUGUUGAAGAAGUUCAGCGAAACGAGAAAAGUGCAGAGAACAAGGCAAAGAAGGUGGCUGAAAAGGAGACCCCAGAACCGUCAGAGAAAGAAGCUAUCAAGGAAAAGACAAUGACAAAACGUCGAUCUAGUAAAUCAAGGCCUGAAAAAGAGAAAGCCGUCGAGCCAAGUGCAGUUCAGAAAGUUUCGAAGUCUGAAUCCGAAGAGAGGGAUAUGGUUGUGGAUGACGCCGUCUCCAAAAAUUCGGAAGCCAGAAAGGCAAAAGAAACUACAAAAGGAAGUUCUGCCGAAGAGAAGACACCGUCGAAACAACAAGUUGAAACGGUUGAAGCUAGAAAACCAACUGAAUCUGCGGAAAUGAAGCCCAAAGUUCCUGAAAAGAAAGCGGAAACAAAAACGAAAAAAGAUUCUAAAUCAAAAGCAAAUGAAGAAGCAAAACCGAAUGAAGCAUCUGUUGCAAAGAACUUUGAAGAUGCCAAAAUAAAUGAGGAAGAGCCUGAGAAGACUUCAGAAGAAAAACCUCCUACAAAACCUAAAGAGCAAGUUGUCUCAGAAGAAAAGGCAAGCAAGACGGUUGAUGGAGUCGAUACAAAGAAGAUGAAAUCCGAAGGAGAAAAGGCGAUGAAAGAUGACGCCAAGCUUCAAGUCAAAAAAUUGCAAGCUGAGUCAAAACCCGAAGCGAAAAAGAAGGAAGUUGUCGAACCUCCAGAAAAACAAACGAUAACCGGAAAGAAGACGACAGAACAAGAAGCUGAAAUGCAGAAGCUAGAAAAGGUUGAGCAAGUCUUGGAAAAACCUGCCGUUACCAUCAAGAAGAAAAUCCUCAAAGAAGUUUUGGAAGCUGAAACAGAACAAAAAUCAGCUUUGGUUGCAAAAAAAGAAAAUCUAACAGAGAAGUUGACCAGCAGAGAAGCUGAAAAAGAAGAGCCAAACAAAAAGAAGACUGAAACUGAGAAAAAAGCAGCUGAAAAACUGCGGCUGACAGAAGUCGAGAAGAAAGAGGCUGUGAACAAACCAAAAGACGAACAACCAGCCGAUAAGAAAAAGACAACGGUCAAGAAAGAUGCUGAGCCAGAGAAGGAAACCAACGGCACAACAGAGAAACCUACUGAUGUUUCUUCGAUUAAAGAAGGUGUUUCUUUAGGUAAAACUGUCGUCGAUGAAAAGAAAGAGGUAGUCUCUGUCAAAACUGCCUUGAAGAAAGAGCCAAGCAAAGACGUUCCAGAGGUCAAGAAAGCAAAAGAAGUUAUUACUGACAAGUCUGCUGAAGAUAAAACUGCAGCGAAACUUCAAAAAGAAAAGGCUGAAGUUGAAAAAGACGCGAAGCUUUCCGAACCUGAAGGAAAGUCUGAGAAGAAAGCAGAUAAGCUUAAAGCGAAAAAAGACACUCAGCCGGAAUCCGUUGAGGAAGAUCAACCAAAAGGAAAAAGUAUAGAAAAGAAGGCCGAGAAGGUUGAAACUGAAAAAGACACCAAGCCAGCGAAACCUGAAGAAAAAACUGCCAAAAAGGUGGAUAAGGUUGAUGGAAAACAAAAAGUUGACCAUCCCGAAGAUGCGGAAACCAAGUCUAAGACUUCCAGGGCCAAGGAAGAAGCGCCAUCAACAAAGCCAACGGUCGAAAUUCAAGCUUCUUUGCAAAGUGAAGAAAAAACAGUCCCACCUGAAAAGUUAGAAAAGGAAAAGACUAUAAAUGAAGUUUCUAGACCUGAAGAAAAAGAAAAAACGGACGCCGAGAAAAAAUCGAAAUCUAAGAAGAAAUCUUCCAAAGCCGCUGAAACUAAAAAGAUUACAAUAGAAGAGACAUCAGAAGGUACUUUGAGCUUGUCCGAGAAGAAACCUGCGCUAGAAGAACAAGAGUCCGCCUUGAACGUUGAUGGUACUUCGGCAACGGUGAAACUUCCUACUGAUAAAUCUGCUCCAGAAGUUCAAGAUUCUUCUUUGAACGUCGAUGGUACCUCUGCGACGGUGAAGCUUCUUGGAAAAGAAGAAAUUGAACCAGAAGGUGUCGAAAAACCAGCAGAAAAAGUUGGGCCGGCUGAUACUUCCAAGGCUGACACAACAGAGAACGCCCAUGAGAUAAAAGAGCAAAAAGAAGAGAAGAAGACUAAAAAACGAGUAGUCAAAAAACCAAACAAGGGGAAAACAGCAGAAGAAGACGAUUCAGCUACGGCUUCGGUACAGGAAAAAGAAGAGAAACCGGAAAGUGCAGAGAUUCCGCAGUUUUCGAAGGAACCAAAAAGCGUUGCUGAAGAAAAGAUCUUCUCCGAUGCCUCUUUACGCAAUCGUUCGACUAACGGAGCAGAAGAUGCCAGUUUCUACGAUAGCUCUAGAAAGACUUCGCUCGCUUCAUCAGAUGAGGGACGGCGUCGUCGUCGACGUCGAACUGGCUUCGCGUCUACUUUCACAGCUGAAACCUUAGCUCUGAGAGGCGACAACGUCGAGUUCGAGGUUGAGCUGUACAACGAAGAAGACGAAGUCCGCUGGGAAGUUGAUUCAAAGGAUGCGUCUAAAAAUGCGCGUUGUCAUUUCACCGAGAGCUCUUUCUUUAGGACUUUGAUUCUCGAUAAUGUGAGUCCUGACGACACCGGACUUGUUGUGACGGCUUUUAGCGAUGGUCAAAGCGUCUCCACGAAGCUGGCGGUAGAAGAACUUCCAACAACAUUUGUCAAUUACCUUCCGCGCAAGUCGAGUGGAAAAGAAGGACAAGAGCUCACAAUUAGUGUCACCUUCAACCAUCCUGUCGACGUCAACUCGGUGUUCUGGUUCAAAGAUGGAAAGAAACUAGCGGACAGUACUGAGUAUUCGAUCGACACGGUCGGUUGUUCAUGUUCCCUGACCAUCCGAAGAGCUAACUACGCCGACAGCGGCAAAUACGAAGUACAGUGUGAAGGCGCACGCUGCGGGACCUACAUCACAGUUCAAGGCAAGCCUGUGAUCAGUGGCGACGGCGCCAAGCAGGUAGUACAGGUUCGUUUUGUAUUUUCGCUUAUUUAAGAAAUCGUUUUUUUCCUGUUCUCCCAAAAACACCUGCAAAACAAUCCGAUCUCAUUCCCAGAGUCCGCGCACAUCAAAAACAUUUUUCCUAUUAUUCCAAAGUUGGAGCACACCAACGCAGACGUUUUCCUUGCGCAAAAAGCACUAAAGUUUUCCGUUCGGGGCACAGGUGGCAAAUUUUCUCUCCCUUUUACCUGAACACCUUUAAAAACUAUCCAGCUUUCAUUUUGUAUUCCCCUAGAGCUCACGCACAUCGAAUAUCUUUUUCCCUACAGUUCCGAAAUCGAGGCACAACCUGAAUUCUUUACCCUUGCGUAAAUUUUUGACAAAAAAAUACAUACUAGAAAAAAACUUUCAUAAGCAAAAAGAAAUUAUUAAAAUUGAAAGUCGUAAUAUUACACUUAAUCAAUCAAUUAAUUUUUUUAUAAAUUCAUUCAAGACGAAGUAUAGUCAAUUUUUUUACCGAGUUGAAAGGCGAGGGAGGCGGGAUGCGUAGCGUGUGCGUACGCGGUUAUUGGCAAGAGUUCAAUUCGACCGCCCGCGGCUAUUUGGAGCUCGUUUAUCGCUCUUUUCAUUUCUUUUUGAAUUUUUUUGAUUUUUUUCAUGUGCGCAUUAAAAAAAUAGUAGAACAUAUAAAGAAAGAGCGGUGACCGAGCUUUUUAAAUAGUCGGUGCGCUUGAAUUCAACUCGUGCCAAGAACAGCGUACGCAUCCCGCCUCUCUCGCCUUUCAAGUCGGGAAACAUUGACUAUAUACUUUUUUUGAAAAACCCUAUAACUUUUUUAUUGUCGAAACCUAGUCAAGAAAGUUUUAUUUUAAAAAAAUCUUUUCUUGAGUAAAUAAAAACUUUCAUCUACCUUUCCAGAAUAAAAGCGAAAAAAAACGGAAAAAAACACGAUCGAAAAAAAAACAGUAAAACUUCUACACGGGCAAAGUCCAAAAAGGUCUCAAAAAGGACUUUUGGAUAAAAUACCUUCAAAAGGCCUCAAAGGCGCCUUUUUUUCUAAACCUUUUUCUGAAAAAAAGACCUUUCAAAGAGGUGUAAAAUAUAAGAUGAAAAAAAAGGUGUAAAAAAGGAGAUUCUGAGAAACUUCUUACAACUUUUUAGGAACUCAAAAAGGAGCGUUAGGCUCUUCUUUUUAAGGCCUUUUUGAGGUCGUUUGGACUUUGCCUGUGUACUAUCUAAAAACCUAUUAUAUAAUAUAAUAUUCGAAAAAAAUUUACUUGGAUAUCCUGAGGUCGUAUGCAAUAAAGUGAAUAACGAUUUUCCGCCAUUUUUUUGGAACUUCAGAAUGACUCCAAUUAGUCCACUGUGGAGAGUCGAAUAUCGAUAUCUCAUCCACAUCCGAAGUCACCGCAUUUCUUUCAAAAAUCUUCAAAAUUUUCAAAAAUAUGGCAAAAGACUCACACAAGCGUACUAAUUAGAAAAAAAAAAACAAAGACAGCGAUUUAUGAAAAUUUUUCAUUUACAAAAAAAAAAUGCUUCAAAUUGAGAUUUUCUUUUUUUGAAAAAAACAGGUUAGUCAAACAAAAAAACACUAAUAAUGAAGGAAGCACAAAAAAAUCACUAUCCCAUUCUAUAUAAAAUCAUCAUUUUUUUCACCAAAGUAUAAUUUCGCGAUCAAAAACUUGUAAAUUUUUUUAUAAAUAGUAAGUUCUCAUGAAGAAAUUAACUUUGGCGACAACAGAAAAAGUUGAAAUUAAAAAGAAACAAAGAAAAAAGGGAGUGACCGAAAAAUGGCAAAGCGUGUUUUCCAUUGAGCAACUUUACUGCCCCAACGCUGUUUUGGCGGUGGCAUAUUUGUAUCCAACUCCAUCCGCGUAAUUAUAUUAGUAAUUUCGAACAUUUUUACUUUCCAACUUUUGGACUCUCAAUAAGUAUUCAUUUAUUCCAUGAAAAAAAUAAUUUUAAAAAAUUCUUUCGACAGCUCCUAUUGGAACUUUUCUUAGCUUACCGAGAAUAUUUGAUUUUUGGUCGUUUCCAGGUCGACAAAGAUGAAAAGAUCAAGGUCCACAUUCCUUAUGACAGUGAACCAGAAGCCUCAUUCUCACUACUGAAAGAAGGCAAAGAAGCCGAAUUCGACAUGAGAUCGCAGGUUGACGUCGUCGACGACGGAAUCGUUUACUCCAAGAGGAACGCGACAAAAGAUGAUGCUGGAGAAUACACCGUUUCAUUGAAAAAUGAGUUCGGGGAAGCGACACAGAAAUUCGUUGUGAAAGUCAACGACAGUCCACCAGCGCCAAGCGACAUUUCCGUCACUCAAAUUGAGUCCGAUGCCCUGACUGUUGAGUGGAACCCUCCCUCAGACAACAACGGAGCCGCCAUCACUUCCUACGUCAUCGAGAAAAAAGAAGAAGGCAGGAGAAAGUUCCACAAAGUUGCCACGGUGAGUGAAUUGAAAAAUUUUUAAUUUUAUGAAUAAUUAUUUUCCAAGGUAUCUGGAGCAAAAACGUCUUACAUUGUUGACGAACUGGAAAUGGCCUCUUCGUACAUCAUCCGCGUCGCCGCAGUCAACAAGUUCGGCACCGGCGACUUCGUGGAGACCAAGCCUGUAACCACUGGCUCGCCGUUUGGAGCGCCCGUAAUUAGUUCGGCUCCUGAAAUCGAGCCUCAUUCUGCCAACACUUGCAACCUUUCCUGGGCAACUCCGGAAACGGACGGUGGCUCACCAAUUUAUGGCUACGACGUUUUCCAAAAAGAGGACAAUGGCGAUUGGCACAAGCUGAAUACCGAUGACCUUGUUUUUGUUGAGAAGUACCACGUGAAGGGACUGAACUCUGGAGUAGACUACCAAUUCAAGGUCGAAGCGAUAAAUGAAGCUGGAAUCCGAUCAAGUUCUAAUGUUCCUUCUGAAACCUACAGUAUCCACGGAAAUCCUCCAGAAGUCGUUCUAGAGGUUCCAUCUGUGAAGGUGCUGGACAGUGACAAAGUGCAAGUAACUUGGAAUGCUGAAGGGAACGACGACUUUGUCAUUCAGUACAAAUCGGAUGGCUCUUCCAUCUGGGCCAACGUUGAGAGCGCUACUGCAGAAUGUGUCAUUGACGGCCUCCGCGAAGGAAUUUCCUACGUCUUCAGAGUAGCCGCUAGGAACGUGUUUGGAACUGGCGAGUACAGUGAUGAGUCGGUUCCGAUGAAGAUACUGGCCGAUGAUGCUCCAAGGAUCAUCAAGGCAAUCAAAUCAACAACGAUUCCUAAAAAACGAUCGCUUCGUUUGGAAUGCCACGCCACAGGUCAUCCGACGCCUGAAUACAUCUGGUUCAAAGAUGGUGAAGAAGUCAUUCCCAGUGACGAAAACACGGAAAUCGUGAACGAAGGGUUCAUGAGCGCUCUCAUAAUCCAUGUCGUCAGCGACGCCCACGCUGGAGAGUACAAGGUUCUUGUUGAAAAUGAUCAUGGAUCGAGUGAAUCAACGGCUACUGUCAGUUUGAGUGACGUACGAGCUCAUUUCAACUCCUCGUUCGGCGAGUUGACAGAAACCGAAGAAGGCAGAGACAUUGAACUAACCUGCGAGGUCUCUGACGAAGAAGCUGUUGUCAACUGGUACAAGGACGGCAAAAAGUUGGUUCCCAGCGACCGCGUCCAGUUCUUUGCGGUGGCUCGAAAACGCACUAUCAGAAUCAAGAACACGACAAGCGCCGACAGUGGUACUUACAAGUGUGAGACAUCAGACGGUCGAAGCCGUACUGAGGGAGAAGUCGUCGUGAAAGAAGAAGAAUCACGAAUCACUGUGGGACCUCAAGACAAGGUUAUCAGUGCUUUCGGUGAAACUGUUGAAUUGACUUGUGAGCUCACGAAGCCCGUCAGAAAAGUUGCCUGGUACAAGAAUGGCCAAGAAGUAUGGCCUCAAAUGAACAAGACAGCUAUGAGCGUCGAAGGAACCAAAGCAGUUCUUGAAAUCAAAAACUUCAACACUCACGACAUCGGCGAAUACGUUGCUGCUCUUAGUGAAAAUGAGAAGUCAGCCGCCGCAAAUCUUUCAUUGGAAGUCCUGCCAGAAGUUGAACUCCCAGAGGACUUUGAAGGUGACGUCGUUUGCCAUGCAGGAAAAGAACUCGACUUCCAAAUCAACUUCACUGGCUUCCCGCCACCAAAGGUUCACAUAACCAGCAAUGGAACGCCUAUAAGGGCUUUGGGAGACGUCGAAGAGUACGACGACAGCGUCAGUGUCCGGAUGAAGAAUCUCAAGAGGUCGGACUCCGGUCCACUCAGAAUAACUGCUGAAAACGCAAAGGGUUUCGUCACUCGAGAAGUCAACCUUGACGUCAUUGAUGUGCCAUCAGAACCACUUGCGCUCCGCGUCAGCGACGUCACCGAGGACAGUGCUCUCAUUUCUUGGGAGGCUCCAGAAGAAACAAAUGGUGCUCCGAUCACCGGCUACGUGGUGGAACGCAAAGGAGUUGACAACAAUCGAUGGCGUCCAGUUGGUCAUCUGAAGUCAACUCAGUUCACUUUCAGUGCUGAUGAACUGUUCUCCAAUCAGGUCUAUGGAUUCCGCGUCCUCGCUGUGAACGAAGUCGGAGAAUCUGAACCAUCUGAAACUGUUGACGCGAUGACAAAAGAAGAGAGCGAGCCACGCAGUGAAUCCUCAGACGUCUUCGUUCCUCGAAUCGCUCAACUUGAGACCCCGAGCAAACCCAGGCUGACAGUGGAAGGAACGAAGGUUCAUCUGGAAUGGGAUUGGAUCCCUGAGACCAGUUUGUACAAACUUGAGAGGAAGCAAGAAGGCGAGGACGACUGGAUGGAACUCGCCAACACAGAUAGGAACAGUUUCUCUGAUCGGUCUAUUGUCGAAAGCGGCAUCUACGUCUACCAAGUGACGGCCACUGGAAUCCACGCCAUUUCCGACCCAAGUCCCACAUCAGACUCUGCUACUAUUCAAGUCGAUGAGAAACUAUCGAAGAAGUCCAAGAAGCCAGAAGAGAAUAUUUCGAAGGAUGAGGCUGAUGUUGUUCAAGUCAACGGCGGAGACGCUGUUUCAGCAAAGAGUGACGAAAUUCAAGAAAUCAAUAUUGAACGGCAAGACGCAAAAACUGAAGAGGUCACUGAAAUCAAAGAGGAACAAAAAGCCAUUUCUGAAGAAAAGGCUCCUGAUGCUACCGAAAAGCAGCCAUUAGUCGAGAAGAAGGAGAAGGUCUUAAAAAAGAAAGAAACGGCAUCAGUAGAAAAAGACAAGGCCGAAGCCGAAGGAGAGCUUAAAGAAGUCAAAGAAAAACUGAAGAAAGGAAAAACUGUUGAAAAAACCGCUUCACAGGCAUCUGAACAAGAAAAGGAGGAAAUUUCUUCGGUAAAGAAGUCUGAAGAAAAUGAGAAGCAGACAGAGGAUGUUGCUGAAGAAGCGUUAGUGAAGGCGGAAGAGACGCACGUCGAAAUGAAGUCUGGAGCUUACGGCGAGAUCAAGGUAUUUCCAAUAGGUAAUGUAUUAGUUAAUGUGCGUUUUGAGGCUACCAUUGCUUCAACUGACGUGGAUGUGGAGUGGAAGAAAAACGGGAAGAAGCUGGACGCCUCGAUCUCCGUGGAAACCAAAGGAACGACGACGACGCUCCGAAUUCCUUCUGUAGAUGACAAGUCCAGCGGCGAAUACACGUGCCGUGUCAAAUCCAGAGAAGGAAAGGAGGCCAGUGUCUCGAUCAUUGUUAGCGUCAAAGGUUUGAAUUGGAUAAAAAAACGGUUUUUUUUUAUUAAAAAAAUAUUCAGAUGUACCUCGCGUUGAGGCGGAAUCGGCCGUCGUUGAAGUGAAAGAAGGAGAAACGGCCAGGUUGGCGGCUCGCGUCGCUGGUUCUCCAAAGCCUGCCUGUCACUGGACCAAGGAUGAAAAACCGAUAAAAGUGAACGGAGCUACCAGAAAAACGAAUGAAAGCGAAUUUCAGGAGGACAAGAACGUGAAGUCAUCAGUUAAAGAAGGUGUUGCUGAGCUGACCAUCAGCAAGGUAGAAGCGGCUCACGCGGGAACCUACCGACUCAGCGCUUCCAACACCUCCGGAGAGAACAACGUCGAGAUAGCUCUCAAGAUCAAGGGUCAGAUUAGAGUAAUAGAGAUAAACUGUUCGAAGUUGUUCAGGGACACCAUCAGCGCCGGUUGGACCUCUCGUCAUCACUGAUAUCACCAAUACUAGCGUCAAUCUUGCUUGGAAAGCUUCGGAGAACGAUGGCGGAAGUCAAAUCCUUGGCUACUGCAUCGAGAAGAAGGAGUCGAGCAAGAGAAGCUGGUCUUUCGUGCAAAGAACUACCAAAGAACAGUUCACGCUUGGUCUGAGAGAAAAUAUUCACAGAAAAAAUGGAAUAAAAUUGAUUCCAGAAGGUCUGGCGCAGAAAACUUCCUACGAUAUUCGAGUAAUGGCAGAAAAUGCCUAUGGAACGGGUGCAGCGAUCGAAGGACAAGCCACAACGACAGAAGUUAAAGGUGGGAGAAAAGGGAAAGUUCGAUGAAAAUUGACUUUAUUGAAAAGAAAAAAAACAUCUAUAGAGAAGAAUUUUCAGAAAAGCCCACACAAGCUCCUGGCAAGCCAGCCAUUACCGCCACCACUGCCAAAACGGUUUCUCUCGAAUGGAAAGGAGUUGAUCAGGAAGAAAUCACUUACACUGUUCAAAUGAAGGAGGUAUGUAGAGAGGAUGUGAUUACAGAGUUCGCGAGGUAGGUCAUUCAAAGGCGACCUGGAGAAGUCUCCGCCCACGAAGAAAUACGGAAAUACGCGUCAGGAUAUAUUUUGGCGCGCUGUCAUGCCUUUUGCAAUAAUAAUAGACGACGCGUAUCUAUAACUAUUUUUCUUUAAAAUAUGAGCGAAUAUGUUCAUAAUAAAUUUGUAAUGUUAAACAAAAAACUCCUUGCUGAGGUUUUGAAAAAUAGGUUAGCUGAAUUCAAAGUAUCGGCGUUUCACCGUGAGAACUUCAUAAAACCUAUCUUUCUUAAAAGAGUUACCAAGAAGUUUUGAACAAACAAUAACGAGAAAAAAAGUUCUGGCUUGUGAAUCAAUUUUGGACCGUUCAAAUUUUUAAUUGAGAAUUUGAUGAUAAAAAAAUAAUUAACAAAUUUUUAAAAAUUUAUUCGUGAAUAGCGUUAUUCAAACAGAAUACGAGCCUAAAGGAAAAUUCGAAAUUUACAGGCCAACUCGAAGAGAGCGUGGAGCACGGCAGCCAAAGACAUUCAGGAGACGUCGACAACGGUCGUCGACCUCAAGGAAGGCUCUGAUUACGUCUUCCGAGUGAUGGCGACGAAUGGCGCCGGCCAAGGUCCUGCUUCUGAGCAGAGCGACGUCGCCAAGUGCCAGCAACCUGUCGGUUCGUUCUUUGCUGGAAAUAUUUGUCAGCUUUCUCAACGUUUUUUUGUUACAAAGAAAAACCAACCAGCCGGAACAUUCAGAAACAUCCAAGCCAAAAUUCGUCGUAACGCCUGAAGACAUCAUCUCAGUUAAAGGAUCCAAAACGAAAAUCUCCGCCGAGUUCAGCGGUCAGCCUGCGCCGGAGAUCCACUGGUUCAAGAACAAAAAGGUUAAUGAACAUUUCUCUUCUGUUUUUUAUAUUCAGAUCCACAAAAAAAUGAUAAUUUAUUUCUCACUUUUUUUGUCGUAAUAUUUUCAUAAAACAAAAAUUUAUAUUGUUUUUCAACACCUUUUUUUCAGUAUUUCCGCUUCUGAGAGUUGAUAAUAUUCGUAUAGUUCAUUCAAAAUUGUUUAUCGAGAUAAUUCUAAAAGCAGAUAUCUUGCUUGGUCCAAAAUAACAAUGCGAACGGCUCUCCAAAUAACUUCAAUUUUUCUAUGCAUCUCCGAAGUAAAAAUUGGUCGUUUGGAGAGGUUCCAGCCUUUGAGGUCUUAUUUAUAUCUCUAUAAAAAAAGACCUUAAAAGUGAUGAAAUUUAAAACGGAAACCUUUGUGCUUGAUGAAAAAGGGGGAAAAAUAGAAAAUGAAUGUAUUUUUGGAAAAAGGAAAAAUUUUGGAAAAAAAUUUGUCCUAAAUAUUCAAAUUUAUGUAGUAACAAAAUCACCUUAUCAGUGGAGCUUGACGAAAAAUUUGCAGGAGAUCUUCUCAGGCCAAAGACAAUGGAUCGAGACGGUAGGCAACGCGACAUCGCUGACGAUCGGUGAAUUACGCGAAGACGACGAAGGCGAGUACAAGAUCGCGCUGAAAAACUCUCAAGGCUCCGUGGAGCACUCGCUGAAGCUGACGAUGGACCAGCUUCCGGAGAUCAACCGCGUCGAACGCUACUCCUCGACCCUCGUCUUCGACAAGGGCGAAACCGUCAAGCUGCGUCUCUCCUUCUCAGGUACGUUGUUUAAGGAACGAUUUUACUUCUUCUAA
Molecule: messenger RNA, 21254 nt
Organism: Caenorhabditis auriculariae
Lineage: Eukaryota; Metazoa; Nematoda; Chromadorea; Rhabditida; Rhabditidae
Source: the annotation of a GenBank genome assembly